GGUUACCGUGGCGGUGGGAGCUACAUCUCCAGCCUGAGUCCCUGCAGCCACAAAGGGGUUAGCUGUGCGCUACAUGCGGACACAGGCUGAGUCUGAUGCGGCGCGGCCAAGUGCUGAUGUUUUAGCCCAGAAAGGACACAGUGAGUGACCAUCAUGGCAGCGUCCGAGCUGUACACAAAGUUUGCUCGGGUGUGGAUCCCCGAUGCGGAAGAGGUGUGGAAGUCUGCUGAGCUGACCAAGGACUACAAAAAUGGCGACAGCUCCCUGCAACUCACACUGGAGGAUGGAUCGAGUAUUGAACAUAAGCUGGACCCCAAGACGAAGAACCUGCCUUACCUGCGAAACCCCGACAUCCUGGUGGGCGAGAAUGACCUCACAGCGCUCAGCUACCUCCAUGAACCCGCCGUCCUGCACAAUCUCAAAGUUCGCUUUAUUGACUCCAAGCUCAUCUACACUUACUGCGGCAUCGUGUUGGUGGCCAUCAACCCGUACGAGACGCUGCCUAUCUACGGAACAGACAUCAUCAACGCCUACAGCGGUCAAAACAUGGGAGACAUGGAUCCACAUAUCUUCGCUGUGGCCGAGGAGGCUUACAAACAAAUGGCCAGGGAUGAAAGAAACCAGUCCAUAAUAGUGAGCGGCGAGUCUGGAGCCGGGAAGACGGUGUCGGCCAAGUACGCCAUGAGGUACUUUGCUACAGUCAGCGGCUCAGCCAGCGAGGCCAAUGUGGAGGAGAAAGUCCUGGCCUCCAACCCCAUCAUGGAGGCCAUUGGAAACGCAAAGACCACAAGAAACGACAACAGCAGUCGCUUUGGGAAAUAUAUCGAGAUCGGCUUCGACAAUCGCUACCGCAUCAUCGGUGCCAACAUGCGGACAUAUCUGCUGGAGAAAUCGCGAGUGGUGUUUCAGGCGGAUGAGGAGAGGAAUUACCAUAUCUUCUAUCAGCUGUGUGCAUCCGCCCAUCUGCCUGAGCUCAAGGCUCUGAAGCUGAGCAGCGCAAAUGACUUCCUGUACACCCGGCAGGGCCGCAGCCCAGUCAUCGACGGGGUGGACGACACCAAGGAGCUCUGCACUACUCGCAACGCCUUCACACUGCUGGGUAUUAAUGAGUCCUAUCAGAUGGGGCUGUUCCAGGUCCUGGCUGCUAUCCUUCAUCUGGGAAAUGUCGAGAUCAAAGACAAAGACGCAGACAGCAGCAUCAUCGCUCCCAACAAUCGCCACCUGAUGGCGUUCUGCGAUCUGGUGGGUGUGACCUACCAGGACAUGUCUCAGUGGCUGUGCCACAGGAAGCUGAAGACCGCUAUGGAAACAUACAUCAAGCCCCUCCCACGUCUCCAAGCCACCAACGCUCGUGAUGCACUGGCCAAGCACAUCUAUGCCAAGAUGUUCAACUGGAUAGUGGAGCACGUCAACAAGGCUCUGAUCACCAGCAUCAAGCAGCACUCCUUCAUCGGGGUCCUCGACAUCUACGGGUUUGAGACAUUCGAGGUCAACAGCUUUGAGCAGUUCUGCAUCAACUACGCCAACGAGAAACUCCAGCAACAGUUCAACAUGCAUGUGUUCAAGCUGGAGCAGGAGGAGUACAUGAAGGAGCAGAUCCCGUGGACUCUGAUUGAUUUCUACGACAACCAGCCCUGCAUCAACCUCAUCGAGGCCAAGAUGGGCAUCCUGGACCUGCUGGACGAGGAGUGCAAAAUGCCUAAAGGGUCAGACGAUUCCUGGGCUCAGAAGUUGUACAACACCCACCUGAAGACGUGUUCCCUGUUCGAAAAGCCGCGCAUGUCCAACCGGGCCUUCAUCAUCCAGCAUUUUGCUGACAAGGUAGAAUACCAGUGUGACGGUUUCCUGGAAAAGAAUAAGGACACAGUGAAUGAGGAGCAGAUCAACGUGAUGAAGGCCAGCAAGAAGUUUGACCUGUUGGUGGAGCUGUUCCUGGACGAGGAGAAAGCGACCAGCCCCGUCGGCCAGGCCCCUGGUACGGGAGGCCGCACCCGCCUCAGCGUCAAACCAGACAAGAGCCGGACCAGCGCGACCAGCAAGGAGCACAAAAAAACUGUCGGCUGCCAGUUUCGUAACUCUCUGCAGAUUCUGAUGGAGACUCUGAACGCCACGACUCCCCACUACGUCCGCUGCAUCAAACCCAAUGACUUCAAGCAGCCUUUCUCGUUUGAUCCCAAGCGUGCAGUGCAGCAGCUCCGAGCCUGUGGUGUCCUGGAAACCAUCCGUAUCUCAGCUGCAGGCUUCCCAUCCAGAUGGACCUACCAGGAGUUCUUCAGCCGUUACAGGGUGCUGAUGAAGCAGAAGGACGUUCUCCCUGACAAGAAGAUGACCUGCAAGAACGUUCUGGAGAAACUAGUGCAGGACCAGGAUAAGUACCAGUUUGGUAAGACAAAGAUCUUCUUCCGGGCUGGCCAGGUAGCUUACCUGGAGAAGCUGAGGGCAGACAAGCUGCGUGCCGCCUGCAUCCGCAUCCAGAAAACCAUCCGCUGCUGGCUGGCACGCAAGAAGUACCUCCGCAAGCGCAGUGCUGCCAUCACCAUCCAGAGGUUCACCAGGGGAUACCAGGCCCGCUGCCUGGUCAAGUUCAUGCGUCGGACGCGGGCGGCCACCGUCAUCCAGAAGUUCCAGAGGAUGUACGUGGAGAGGAAGCGCUACAGACAGAAGCAGGCCGCCGCUCUGGCCAUGCAGACCAUCCUCAGAGCUUACAUGGCCCGCCAGAAGUACCAGGCGCUGCUGCGGGAGCACAAAGCUCUGAUCAUUCAGAAAUACGUGCGUGGCUGGUUGGCGCGACGCUGGUACAAGCGCUGCCUUCGUGCCAUCGUCUACCUGCAGUGCUGCCUCCGCAGGAUGAGGGCGAAGCGCGAGCUGAAGAAGCUGAAGAUCGAGGCUCGCUCAGUGGAGCACUUCAAGAAGCUCAACAUCGGCAUGGAGAACAAGAUCAUGCAGCUGCAGAGGAAGAUCGACGAGCAGAACAAAGAAAACCGUGUAAUCAGCGAGAAGCUGAUCAGUCUGGAGACAACCCAUACAGCAGAGAGCGAGCGGAUGCGUGGCGAGCUGAGCCGCCUACGUGGGGCGGAGGAGGAGGCCAGGAACAAUGCCAACCGAGUGACCUCCAUGCUGGAGGAGCUGGAGAGGCUGAGGAGGGAGCUGAGCAUCGCUCAGCAAGAGAAGAAGACCAUCGAGGACUGGGCGCAAACGUACAGGGACGAGAUGGAGCAGAUGGUGGCAGAGCUGAAGGACCAGAAUGGUUUGCUGAAGACGGAGAAGAACGACUUGAACAGGCUGAUUCAGGAACAGAGUCAGCAGAUGACAGAGAAAAUGGCACGUGCGAUCACAGAGCAGACCCAGCAGUUGCAGAUGGAUCUGAACGAGGAGCGAUCUCACUAUCAGAAUCUCCUGACAGAACAUCGUCGCCUCGAGGACAAAUACGACGACUUGAAGGAGGAGAUGGCGUCUUCGAACGUCGCCAAGCCUGGCCACAGGAGAACAGAUUCCACCCACAGCAGCAACGAAUCAGAGUACACCUACAACUCCGAGUUCGCCGAAUCGGAAGAAGGCUCCCGCGCCGCCGAGGACGUUACGCGUGGAAUCGACACCUCCCUCACCCUCAAGCUGCAGAAGCGUCUCACAGAAUUGGAGCAAGAGAAGCAGUCGCUGCGCAACGAACUGGAAAACAAAGAGGAGCAGUUCCAGCGGGCUAGAGCCAGGGAUGAUGCAGAGCAUAAGAAGGCCCGGGGAGCAGAGCUCGAGUACGAGUCACUGAAGCGUCAAGAGCUGGAGUCAGAGAACAAGAAGCUCAAACAUGAUCUGGCAGAAAUGAGGCAAAGCCUGCUGGGUAACGCAGCUGCUGGCGCCGGAGCUCCAGGCUCCCCUGCCUACAAGGUGCUCCUCGACCAGCUCAACGCCUCUUGUGAGGAGCUGGAGGUCCGCAAGGAGGAGGUGCUGAUUCUGCGCUCCCAACUGGUCAGCCAGAAGGAGGCCAUGCAGCACAAGGAUGAGAAGGAGACCAUGACAGAGCCUUCUCACUACGUUGAGGAUGUUUCCAAACUGAAGGACUCUGAUGAGCUCAAGCAAGCUUACAUCGGCCUCAAAGAGACCAACAGGUUGCUGGAGUCCCAGAUGCAGACUCAGCGGCGUAGUUAUGACAAUGAGAUGGAGGCCCUGCGCGGUGAACUGCAGAACGUCAAGGAGGAGAACAACCGUCAGCAGCAGCUCCUGGCCCAAAACCUCCAGCUGCCGCCGGAGGCUCGAAUUGAAGCCAGUCUGCAACACGAGAUCACCCGGCUCACCAACGAGAACCUGGAAAUCAUGGCUGACGACCCCACAGCGUCCCGAGAGGCUCGAGUCACCAUUUUACGACGGAUGGUUGAUCUAAUGGAGCAGCUGGAGAAGCAGGACCGAACCAUCCGCAAGCUCAAGAAGCAGCUGAAGGUUUACUCCAAGAGGAUUGGCGAGAUGGGAGCGGGUCAGACGGAGGGCCAGACAUCACCGGGGCAGAUGGUGGAUGAGCCCAUCCGGCCAGUCAACAUCCCCCGCAGGGAGAAGGACUUUCAGGGAAUGCUGGAGUACAAGAAGGAGGAUGAGCUCAAACUGGUCAAGAACCUGAUUCUAGAGCUGAAGCCCCGCGGCGUAGCAGUGAAUCUGAUCCCAGGUUUGCCAGCGUACAUCCUGUUCAUGUGUCUGAGACAUGCAGACUAUGUCAACGAUGACCAGAAGGUCCGCACUCUGCUCACCUCCAUCAUCAACAGCAUUAAGAAGAUCCUCAAGAAACGAGGGGACGACUUUGAGACCGUCUCCUUCUGGCUGUCCAACACCUGCCGCUUCUUACACUGUCUGAAACAAUACAGCGGAGACGAGGCCUUCAUGAAGCACAACACAUCGAGGCAGAACGAGCAUAGUCUGUCCAACUUCGACUUGGCGGAGUACAGACAGGUGAUCAGCGACCUGGCCAUCCAGAUCUACCAACAGCUCAUCAAAUGCAUGGAGAACAUCCUGCAACCCAUGAUAGUCUCUGGCAUGCUGGAGCAUGAGACCAUCCAGGGCGUGUCGGGGGUGAAGCCCACAGGCCUCCGUAAACGGACGUCCAGCAUUGCGGACGAGGGCACCUACACGCUGGACUCCAUCCUGCGGCAGCUCGGCUCCUUCCACUCCACCAUGUGCCAGCACGGCACCGACCCCGAGCUCAUCAAGCAGGUGGUGAAGCAGCAGUUCUACAUCAUCGGAGCCGUCACCCUCAACAACCUGCUGCUGCGCAAGGACAUGUGCUCCUGGAGCAAGGGCAUGCAGAUCAGGUACAAUGUGAGCCAGCUGGAGGAGUGGCUGAGGGACAAGAGUCUGAUGUUGUGCGGAGCCAAAGAGACUCUGGAGCCUCUGAUCCAGGCCGCUCAGCUCCUGCAGGUGAAGAAGAAAACUGACGAAGACGCCGAGGCCAUCUGCUCCAUGUGCCACGCCCUCACCACUUCGCAGAUCGUGAAGGUCCUGAACCUCUACACCCCAGUGAACGAGUUUGAGGAGAGAGUGUCUGUUGCUUUCAUACGAACCAUACAGACCCGUUUGCGAGAUCGUUGCGAGACCCCUCAGUUGCUGAUGGACACCAAGAUGAUCUAUCCAGUCACUUUCCCCUUCAACCCAUCCUCCCUGGCUCUGGAAACCAUUCAAAUCCCCAGCUCCCUCAACCUGGGGUUCCUCACACGUGUCUGAAUCUGGACACACACACACACACAGACACACACACACAGACA
Messenger RNA from Myripristis murdjan (pinecone soldierfish), 5741 nucleotides. It is a transcript of the gene myo5aa, whose product is annotated as myosin VAa. Gene Ontology annotation, biological process: actin filament organization. The record is from RefSeq and is a predicted model, not a curated record. Gene Ontology annotation, cellular component: myosin complex; cytoplasm; actin cytoskeleton. NCBI's taxonomy places the organism in Eukaryota, Metazoa, Chordata, Actinopteri, Holocentriformes, Holocentridae. The transcript has 42 exons. Gene Ontology annotation, molecular function: microfilament motor activity; ATP binding; actin filament binding. Bases 154 to 5700 code for a protein of 1848 amino acids.